AUGCCUACCGCUGGCAUGGAAGAAAGCAUCAAGGUGGCCGUUAGAGCAAGGCCAGUGAAUCAGCGGGAGAAGAAACUGGAAUGCGAUAUUUGCGUGUCGAUGAGUGGCAAGACGGUAACCAUGCUUUCUGAGAGGAACCCCAAGCACUUCACCUAUGAUUACACGUACUGGUCUGUGAAUGCGGGAGAAGGAUCGCAGAAUGAGAUCUUUGAAGACAUUGGGAACACCAUGCUCUCGAAUGCAAUCGAUGGUUUCAACUGCACACUCUUCGCAUACGGCCAGACUGGAAGUGGGAAAAGCUACACCAUGAUGGGCGGACAAGACGAGGAUGAUGCAGGUGUAAUCCCACGUAUGAUCGAGGGCCUUUUUGAGGAGAAAGAUCGGUUGGAGAAGGAACCUCUGCAAGAGCUGGAGGUGCGAAUUUCCUACCUGGAGAUCUACAAGGAACAAGUCACCGACCUUUUUGCUGCGCUGAAUUCCCGUCAUGCAAAGGGUGAAAGUCUCAAGAUUAUGGAACAUCCGAAGCUCGGGGUCUACGUGAAAGGAUUGUAUUUGAUGCCGUGCGAAACAAAGAAGGACGUCAUGGGCAAUCUGGAAUAUGGCCUGAAGAUGCGCACGAUAGCUUCAACAAAUAUGAAUCAAAACUCAUCCAGAUCGCAUGCAGUCUUUACCAUCAUUGUCAAUCGCCUGGAGGGUGAGCGUCCAACCGGCAAAAACAAGGAUGAACGGAAAUCCCUGCAGGCUAAGAUCAAUCUCAUUGAUUUAGCUGGCAGCGAGAGAACGUCCAAGGCACAGACAGAGCAAGAAAGGCUGAAGGAAGGCUGUGCCAUCAAUCAGAGUCUUUCGCAGCUUGGUUUGGUCAUCAAGAUGCUCACCGAGCAAGCCAGUUCUGGGGGUCUCAAAGCCCCCAUGUUCCGAGCCUCAAAGCUGACCUUCUUGCUGAAGGACUCUCUGGCAGGAAACUCCAAGACUUGUAUGAUGGCUACAAUCUCCCCAGCUAGCGACAAUUAUGAUGAGUCGAUCUCAACCUUGCGUUUCGCAUCCUCAGUGAAGAGCAUCAAGACAGUGGCUGUACAAAACAAGAAUAAGAAAGAUGCGCUUAUUGAGAAUCUGCAGGAGGAAAUGCGACUCUUGAAAGCUCAAAUGGCUGCUGGCGGACUCAAUGCUCCAGAGGCGGCAGAACAGUUGAAGGAAAGAGAACGUCUGAUCAAGGAACAGAUGCAGCAAGAUUUUCAGACAGAGCUGCAGGCAGCCAAGGAAAUGACGCGAGCCAGAGAGAAGGCCUUGGAAGAGAGUGGCCUGUCCCAUGGUCACAUUACGGAGGCCUUCGGCAUCACCAGUGGUCAGCCAUACAUGGUGAACAUGGCUUUUGACCCAAUGAUGGCUGGUUGCCUCAUUUACCUCAUUCAGGAAAGCAAGCCAACGACGAUGGGAUCACACAAAGACAAUACCAUUGUACUCAAAGGGCUGGGCAUCCCUGAUCAUCUGUGCAGAUUGGACAAGAUGGACCAGGAGGCUGCUACAGAUGCUCUGGCCCGUCAAAGAGCACCUUCGGAGGGUGCUGGGCCUGUGAGCCUCACACGGCUCUCAGAUGGUGCACGAGUAGCUGUGAAUGGUAAGCUGCUGGAGCCGGGGCAGACACGACUGCUUCAGAACGGCGAUCAGAUCUUCCUUGGUCGCAUCUACGUCCUGAAGCUCGUGUGCCCUGGUGAGGGGGCAGCACCCAUGCAAGACGACUUGGUGCUACAAAAGGAGGAAAUGGACACCUCUGAGCUCAACAAUUCGGCUUCAUGGAAAAGCCUCCAAGACUAUGUUGGACAAGUGGUUCGCCAAAUGUCUAGCAAGUCAGCGGCAUCCCAGCUAUUGGAUGAGAUCAAGCUGGCAUGCCGACUGACAGACGAGGCCAAUGAGAUCACAGCUGAGUGCAGAAAGGAGGGCCUGUCCUUUGAGGUGGACCUGACCAGCACCUAUCCACCGUGUGUGGCUAUUCGUGUCCUUGAGUGCGAAAAGGGCCGGGAUUGCAAAGAUGAGGAGGAAUGGAAGAAUCGGUAUAUCUGGUCUGUGCGCCAGCUCAAUGAGAGAUUGGACCGCAUGAAAGACUACUGGCGGGAAUGCCAAAACUAUGGCAAACCGGUGGAGCUGCCGCUGUUGGAAGAUCCCUGGCAUGAAGCCGAGCCCACGGAGAUCUUUGAGCGGAUGAGACAUUUGGAGAGCAUGGUGGAAGAGGCGGAGAGAGCGUUUAAGCUAUCUCACGGUUCGCAACCACUGAUCACAAGGAGCAUGGCGACAGAAGCUGCACUUCUUCGUUUGUCUUUCGGGUUGUGGAGGUCAUGUAUGAUCGCUGGAAAAAGAGAGCGCAGGACAUCCCAUGGCCGAGCAGCACUUGUAAAGGCUGGAAGUGGCAGGAUGAGGACCACUAUCGUCCCUGACAGGCCCUUCGGAGCCAGCAAAAAGCUGCUCAAACCAACAGACAAACCGCCAACAACUUCUGGAAGGAGAAUGACUUUGAAGCUGGCGGGACCAGAGAAAAGUCCAGAGAAGGCUGAGCCGCAGCAAAGCAGAGGCAGCAUUUUUGACAAAUCUCCAGCAAGCAGCCCAUCCAGGCUUGAACCGGAAGCCACUCCGGAGAUUGCACGCAAGGGCAAGCAGGUCGAAGCCGCAAUGGCGGAACUUCAACGGUCAAACCAGCAAAAAGCGGCUUUGGAACAUCAAAAGGCUGCAAUGGAACAUGACCUCGAGGUUGCUUGGGAGCUGGUCAGCGAACUGAGGCACUGCUUGGUGAACAAAAUGCAGCAAGAAGAUCAGGCCAUGGCCACAGGCCAAAAGAAGCAAGAGGAGGUCGAGAAACCUCAACGUCGGCAGAGCAGCUCACAAAGCCUCCUGGCACAUGCGGAUGCUUUAGCCUAUGCAACUCGAGCAGCAGUUGAUGCAGCAAAGGCCGGCCAUUCCCGCGACAUGCCCCCUCCAAGCGCACAAGCUUUGUGUUGGGUUGAAGAUGUUGAAGUCACUAGACAGGCUGUGCGGACAGCCAAGUUCCAGAGUGGCAUCGCAGCGCUACCGUGGAGCUCCCCACAGCUAGCAGUGAAAGAAAAGGAGCAGAGGAUCGAAGUUAUAGGAUAUACAGCGGAACCAAUUUCACGAAGUGUGAGUCCAGCCACCAGAGGUGCUCCUUCUCUCUACAGGAUGCCAGCGCCGCAAGCGCCGCAAGCGCCGCAAGCGCCGCAAGCGCCGCCAGCACCAAACUUGCCUGGAAUGGUGACUCCUUCGCAGCAGAUGAAUUCCAGCAGGCCGGAUUGA
Molecule: messenger RNA, 3297 nt
Organism: Cladocopium goreaui
Lineage: Eukaryota; Dinophyceae; Suessiales; Symbiodiniaceae
Source: the annotation of a GenBank genome assembly